AUGUCGCGACUUCUCGCUCGACCAGCCAAAGGGAUCGCUCACAGAAGUCUCAGGGGACAGACAGCGUGGUAUAAUGAUGCUACAGACCGUUUAUCAAUGGAGAUACGCAAGGCGUUCUGGGCUAGACACCAAGCUACAGUCGAACGUGAGCGAGAACGACUCGAAAAGGAGGAAAGCGCUCCACCACCACUUGAAAAAGUGGGAUUUACUGUCCCAAAGCCACAUAGUGGUGACCUUUUGACAUAUCGAGCACCGGACGAGUUGUUGGAAGGCGAAAUAUUGGAUUCGACCGCACAGCCGAAUCAGAGACGUCUUCCACGAAAGAAAUUACGUGCAUUGGUCUCUCUCUAUCACCAAAGUGCGACAUUUCUCACACCGGAAACCCUCGACGCGCACAUUGAGCGAGAAUUUGCUCUCGAUCCAGUCCAUCCUCGUCAUCUCGAUUUCGACAUGCUGAAAUCGAAUGUAGACCAAAAGGUCAACGCACCAGAGAUGAGCCUGCAGGGCGUUGCAAGCAUGUCGGGCUUCACUCGCGCUGAGAGUAAAGAACAGCGGGAGCGAGCAAGUCGAGUGGCAGCAGCCCUAUGGGGAGUUGAUGCCCAAGGGAACCCAGACGUCGAAGCCGUCGAAGAGUCGCUUCGGUAUCGCAAAAAGUUUGAAACAGAAGGCGGAGAGCGUUCCGAUCAAUAA
Messenger RNA from Serendipita indica DSM 11827, 690 nucleotides. NCBI's taxonomy places the organism in Eukaryota, Fungi, Basidiomycota, Agaricomycetes, Sebacinales, Serendipitaceae. The record is from the annotation of a GenBank genome assembly.